This is a messenger RNA of Talaromyces marneffei, 993 nucleotides long. RefSeq lists its product as uncharacterized. Lineage: Eukaryota; Fungi; Ascomycota; Eurotiomycetes; Eurotiales; Trichocomaceae. The transcript is spliced from 4 exons. The coding region runs from base 1 to 993 and encodes 330 amino acids. The record is from RefSeq and is a predicted model, not a curated record.
AUGUCGAAACUCAUAGUGAUUUUGGGCAUCACUGGUAUCCAGGGGUCGUCCGUCGCCGACGUCUUCCUCCAAGAACCCGGAUGGAAAAUACGAGGCGUCACACGCGACGCUCAACGGGCAGCAAGUAUAGCCUGGGAAAGGAAAGGAAUCGAAAUGGUCGAAGCAGAUGUCGACGAUACCGAGUCACUCACGAGGGCAUUCCAAGAUGCCCAUGCCAUCUUCGCCGUUACCGACUUCUGGGGACCAAUGUAUGAUCAAUACAACUAUGGGAAACUUCGACUGGGGCAAACAAUCAAUGAAUAUUGCUAUGAGUUGGAGAUCCAACGUGGGCGGAAUAUUGCCGAUGCCGCGGUUGGAAUUGAUACUUUGGAGCGAUUCGUGUUUUCGAGUCUACCGGGCAUAAAGUCGAUUGCUGAUGGGAAGUAUCAGCAUGUCUAUCACUUUGAUGCAAAAGCAGAGAUUGGGCGGUAUAUACAAGAAUCACUGCCACAGUUGAAUGCAAAGACUUCACAGCUCCUGCUCGGCGAAUAUGCCACUAAUUGGAGAAUGUGGAGAUUGAGACGACCAAUUAAGCAAGCAGAUGGCUCGUAUGUCUUUCUGCUUCCCGGAGACAGCAACACAUUGACACCAUUUGUUGUACCGCGCAAGGAUACUGGACAUUUUGUCAGAGCCCUUGUCAUGCUACCACCUGGAAAGCUGCUCCUGGGCUACGGCACUCUUCCCAGUCACGAAGAGUACGUUCGUCUCUGGACCCAGGCCCUCAGGGUUGAAGAUAUCAAAAUCAAGCAUGUGACUAUCGACGAAGCAGCCGCUUUUGAAGGUGGUCCACAUGGUCUGGAGCUUGCGGAGCAGAUAGCAAGCGUGCUGCAACUUGAUUUGUCUAGCGAAUAUAUCCUGCAUCCUAGUCAGGUUCCGAAAGAAAUUGGUUGUCCAACUACCAGUCUCGAGGAUUAUAUGAAAAGUGAAGAUUUCUCGUUAAUGUUGUAUCUGUAA